Molecule: messenger RNA, 870 nt
Organism: Salvia hispanica
Lineage: Eukaryota; Viridiplantae; Streptophyta; Magnoliopsida; Lamiales; Lamiaceae
Source: RefSeq, a predicted model, not a curated record
GGUCAUGCUUUGUUAAUGUCACCGUUUAAACUUUAUAAUUUCCGGUGAAGAAGAAAAGAAGAAGCACAACUGCGUCUUUUUCGGCGAUCAUAACACCGCAGACCACAUUUCUCUGCUCAAAUUUACCCAACCCAGCUUUCCUUUCGAGUUAUCAACAGUCAUUCUUGGGCUAGGUGACGUGGCUGCUGGAAAAGAAGUAUAUCUGCAAUGGAUGAAAAUGGUGGGAUAGUGGACCUGAAUAACAGCAAAGAUGCAGGGGAAGAGACGCACCAUUCUGAUUCUAUGCAAUUGGUUACGUAUCCAAGGACUUGCAGUUCUGCCCAGCCGUUUGCUUUGCCCCUUGUGCCUGUUCCAAAGGUGGAAGAAUGGUGUUCGAAUACGUCUGUUGUCUUGACUGGUACAGCUUGUAAAGGGGGGACUGGACCACCUAUUGGCAUCACAGACAUUGGUGAGAGCAAAUCUGCAUAUUACUUUUGUAUUGCUCUACCUGGCGUCAAGAAAGAUCCUGGUGAAUUCAGCUGUGAUGUUCAAAGGGACGGAAAGGUCUGUGUUCGAGGUGUGACUUCGACUGGUGGUAAGAUCGUCCAAAAAUAUUCCCGAGUAUACGAAAUGAAAUUCCAGCAACAAUCACCCCCUGGACCCUUCACGCUCUUCUUCAAUCUGCCAGGGCCCGUCGACCCUAGGUUGUUCUCUCCCCAUUUCAGAUCCGAUGGCAUCUUCGAAGCCGUUGUUGCAAAGUACUGAGUAGAGUAGAUUUCGUAUAUCUUAAUGUAAUGUAUCGACUGUUCAUCGACAUAAUCUAGGAUGCUUGCUUCUAUGUUGGAAUGUUAAUGAACAUGUGUUUCUUUAGACAAAUGAGUUUUUCCAGUA